Messenger RNA from Thermothielavioides terrestris NRRL 8126, 3719 nucleotides. RefSeq lists its product as uncharacterized. The coding region runs from base 164 to 3655 and encodes 1163 amino acids. The transcript has 3 exons. The record is from RefSeq and is a predicted model, not a curated record. Lineage: Eukaryota; Fungi; Ascomycota; Sordariomycetes; Sordariales; Chaetomiaceae. Gene Ontology annotation, cellular component: cytoplasmic vesicle. Gene Ontology annotation, biological process: regulation of Rab protein signal transduction.
GCCUUCAUUGACUGCAUUACUCACGCGGGUCUCACCAACCACCCCGCGCUGGGCACGAUACCGAGCACCGACCCGAGUCGACAGGCGACCACAGCUUUGCCGAGGCAGCACAUCGAACCGAGAGGCAAAAAGAAGCAAACGACGCUUGCACAAGUGAUGUAUCAUGGACAACUCUUCCACCCCGCUGGCCGAUUACUUCUGGAUCGCCGGGAUAGAGCACAUCACCUACGAUGAUGGUCCCGCCCUGCAGCAACCCCAGCAGCCCCAGCAGCUUGACGAUACGAUCGUCGAGGAUGGCGAGGGCGAGGCGACCGAAAGCUCGGUAGCGACUUCGUCGCGUGCCACCGCUCGGCAUUCCCGCCAGAGCUCAGCCAACCGCCUCUCCACCUUAUCCAAGCUGUCGCUCUCUCCCUCGCUCUCCGGCGGUGAGGGUCGGGUGUUGGAGGACGUCGACGGCAACACCCGUAGCAACCGCAGCAGCGCAACGAUCCGGCCGAAUCCGCCGCCGAAUUUGGGCAGCACCAACACCAACGGCAAUGGCAGCGGUGCUCCCGUUAGCCCUGGAGUCCAUGGCUCUUCCGGAGGAGAGGGAAUCGGUUUCGACGGCCUACCGGCCGACUUUGACUUUGAUGCGGCCCUGCUCAAGUUCGCAGCCGAGCGCGAGAACUUCCUGGACGAUCUCAACUUCAGUGCCGGGGCAAAGAUCCAGGCGAGGCCGCCCAUGGUCAACCCGCGAGCAGAGAAACUGAAGGCCGACGAGGCCGACCAGAUCGGGAAGAAAAGUCCGCUUAGGAGCAUCCGUGGCAGCAUCCGCCGCAAGAUGAGUUUUAGGGACAUGAGCAGCGUGAGGAAGCAGCCCAUGCCUCCCCGAACGGCUUCCAUUCGGACAGCCAAACGGCUCAGCAAUUACAACUCGGUUAUCCCCCCUCCCGAACCGUUGAACUUGGACCCCGAUAUGCACCCGCUUAAGAGGCGGUUUGAGCCCGUUUUGCUCGACCGAUAUCCCCCGCGAGACGCGUCGGCAGAGGAGCUAGCCAGGAGGGGCAAAUUUCCAGACUAUGUGCCCAUGUUCGCCUUUCCCAACGACAUCCAGAUCGUGUCCUCGGAUGACCGGCCACGCUCGACCUGGCACGGAUUUACCAUGACGUCGGACGACAACUCCAAGAUCUACGGCAUCACCAUCAUCGUGUGGACAGCGCUGAACGCGGAAGUGGCGGAGGAGGUGGAGAAGCGGUGUGAGCGGUGGCGGCAGAGACACAUGAGCAAUGAGGAAAGGGAGCUCGCUGCAAGUCUGGGCGGCCGCCUCGCCGCCGAGCGAGCGAACCUCUCUCAGCUGCUGGCGAAACUGGGCACCGUGCCCUCGGGGUCGGCGGCCAGAGAGUCGCUGGACGAACGGAUCAGCGCCGUGGAAGAGAAGAUCGCCCUCAUGACGGAGAUGUUGAGGCCUCUGAGACACGGCGCCGCGGCCAAGAUCGAUGGGCUCACCGCCGGCGAGACGGGCCUUUGGGCGCCGCGGGCGUUUGGUAUCCUCGGCAGAGACCCGUCUAAGAUGGGCUUCUGGAAGGAGUGGCUCCGGGCGGUUGUGGUGCCCAUGACCGACGGCGCUGUCUUGCGGGUCCCGCCAAGCUCCCCCAAGGUCGGGCGAUGGCAGCCUUUGGAGCGCUACGUCGUUAAUCUUUGUACCGAGGCUUUCAGUCCGCUCAGUUCGCUGACCCAGGUGGAGCUCGGCGUGCGGGAGCUGCGGCUCUACGCUCGGAAGGAGGCGACCAACGAAAUCCCGGGGUCGCGGACCAUCGACAUCUACGCUCUUUUCAGAUGCCUGUCGCUGGAGAACAUUGUGCUCCUGUUCGAGCACGCCAUGUCUGAGGCUCGCAUUAUCUUCCUCUCGUCUCAUACCGGCAUGCUGCACCUUGCGUGCCAUGCACUGGCCAGCCUCCUCUACCCGCUGAAAUGGGCCAGCAUCUUCAUCCCGGUACUGCCGGCAAGGCUUAUCUCGGCUCUCGAAGCCCCGUGCCCGUACAUCGUGGGAGUGGAGAGACGGUACGAAAAGAUCGAGCUUCCCGAGGACGAUUACGUUCUUGUCGACCUCGACAAGGACACCGUCGAGGCCACGGCGCCCCCCGUCAGCUUGCCGCGGCAGCAUCGGCGGAAGCUUCUGUCGCUGCUACAGAUUGCUGCUCCUCACCGCCUGAGGUACGGCGUAGCGCCAGGGCCGCCUCCGUAUGCCGUUGAAGCAUUUCCCUAUGAUGCGUACUCGGCCGAGAAUGAGGCGAUCUUCAACCCUUGUCCGGCCAAGAGCUCGCUGGGAAAGUGGGUGACGCAGAACUCGUCCACAUUUGGCGAACCCGAUGAACCGAGCUCUAUCCGCACACCCCUCUUCAACGCGUUCGCGAAGGCCAAGAUCGACAGCAGCAAAGUGGAUCGGCCGCCGACUGCAAAGUCGAAUAAGGGCAGUCCUCCUUCGUCAGUGUCGCCCGUAUCGAUGAACUUCCCGCCGAUGCCCAUGACGCCGGUGUCGCGCAGCGACUCCGGGUUCGCCCAAACCAUCAAGGAGAAGCGGUCAGGUCACUUCGACGAGAAGUCUAGGCGCAGCUCGUCGUUCGGCGUGGAUAGGCAUCAUCCGCCGAUGCAUCGGCCGAGCCUCCCCUUCCUCAACGGGCACAGCCAGAACCUCUCUAUCUCGGCCAUCUCGAUCGACUCGCAGUCCUCGUUCGGUGGUUAUGCGCCUUCGACGUACGCGCAGUCGACCAUUGCGGCCUCGACGAUCAUGCCGAACAUGCCGAUCCAGCCAGUCCGGAACACGGAGAACACUGUCUGGGUGGAAGGCCACUGCUUCAACUGGACCGCGUCUGAGACGCAGUCGACCUGCACGAUCUGCGAGGAGCGAUCGGAGGGCGACGGGCUUUACAAGUGCGGCGGGUGCAACUGCCUGGCCCACAACCGGUGCCUAGGAUUCGUGUCCCUGGUUUGCCCCGAGGCCUUCCACGCCGACCGUGUGCGGGCCGCAUUUGUGCGCUGCCUGGCUAGCCUCCUGUACACAUACCGCAAGCACCUUGGCCGCCCAACAAGGCAGCAGAAGGCCAACGGCCAGCUGUACGUCUUCGACAUGGACGCGUUCAUCCGGAGCCUGCCUUACGACCAGCAAGAGUACGCCACCAUGAUGCGGGACACCCAAGCCUUCAACGAAUUCAUUCACGAGCGCGAGCGCCGCCCGGCCUCGGACCCCGCCAUCCGCCUCUUCGACGAGAUCAUCCUCGCCAAAAAGGCCCGCGGCCGCCCCACCACGCUCUCCGCCGGCCUGUCCCGCCUCUCGGCCCUGCGCGCCUCCCACGGCGGCUAUCCCGGCGCCGGCCCCGCCGGCUUCCACCACAGCCAUGCCGCCGCCGCCGCGGCCAAGGUGCCCGGCUACCUGUCCGACACGACCGACCACAUCUGGCGCACCGCCUCGGUGCCCGUGCCGUCGGCCAAGUUCCAGGGCGACUACCGCAGCGUGGUGACGCGCGUGCCGCUGCGCCUGGACCCGGCGCUGAUGCGGGAGCCCCGCGCCAUCCAGGGCGUCCCGCGCCCCGAGCAGGGCAAGGGCAUGCGCGGGCUGGUCAGGAAGCAGGUUGCCAGCAUGCUGGGCCCGCCGACGCCGGAUUUUAGCGUGCCUUGAUCUUUUUCCCCGUCUGCCUGCUCGACCUCGCGUUGGGUUUGAUUACUUUACGGGUUGUUUGUGA